Acanthamoeba castellanii str. Neff is the source of this 1005-nucleotide messenger RNA. RefSeq lists its product as uncharacterized. The transcript has a single exon. NCBI's taxonomy places the organism in Eukaryota, Discosea, Longamoebia, Acanthamoebidae. Bases 1 to 1005 code for a protein of 334 amino acids. The record is from RefSeq and is a predicted model, not a curated record.
AUGGAAAAGAACAACACCAACGUCCACAACCACUCGGACAAGAAGCUGAAGCGCGCCGACUCGAUCGAGCUGUGCCCCAAGCACUACUUCUCGUUCCGCCGCCAGAUGUCGGUCAUCAACCACACGCCGUGCAACCUCUACAUCAUCCUCACCGUCGACCCCGACACGCUGGUCCUGCGCGGCGUCGGCGGCAACGUCGGGGCCGGCGUCGGCACCAACCCGCUGACCGUCCUGGGCGGCAAGGUUUCGGGCGGGGCCAACGUGCAGAUGGGCACCAGCAGCGUGCCGCCGCAAGUCCAGGGCCUGGCCGCCGGCGAGCGGGCCAACCUCUACAUGACCAGCAAGAAGGCCUACAUGUCAGUCCUGGCCAUGACCUCGGCCCCGACGCCCUACGGCGAUCUGGGCGGCCACGGCGACCUGCUCAUCCACAACCGGCUGGUCCGGUUCGGCAACAUCUUCCACGUCCUGUUCAAGCACAUGCAGCAGCCGGUCCAGCGCGACGUCGAGUACGACCUGGCCAACUACACCCUCACCAAGCGCGCUCAGGCCUCGUCGGCGAGCAACUGGUCGGCGUAUCCGGGCAAGGUUUCUGCAGGGCAACCGGUUGCUCAGCAACCUCCACUGCAACAGUCGACCAAGUUGACAGAGCCCCCGGCGCCGUUCGUGUGGAACGAUGAGCCGAAGCCGGCCGACAACAAGCCAGCCAUGGGCGACGGACAGGAAAGAGCCAGCGACAAGGGAUACCCGGCAGCCUACUACCAGACCGGCGCACCCACGCUUCCGCCGCCGUCGGCCUUCAUCCCGACGGUCGCGCCGGCGUGCUUCCAGUACAACCCCACCGGGCCGUUCACGCAGGGCCAGUCCUACUACGGCUGCGGCAAGGUCGAGUGGGCUCCGGGGCCGAUGAUGACGACGGCCCAGAUGCCAAUAGACCAGCCGCAAGGACCCUACCUCCAGUUCCCCGAGCCCCUCCCGUUCCCCACCACGGGCCUGCAAUACAACUAA